Molecule: messenger RNA, 1366 nt
Organism: Caenorhabditis angaria
Lineage: Eukaryota; Metazoa; Nematoda; Chromadorea; Rhabditida; Rhabditidae
Source: the annotation of a GenBank genome assembly
AUGCUUGGAAGAUUAUGCCAUCAAUUGAAUAAGACACUUCUGACACCAUGUCACGCAGCAGUUUGUACAACACAAGUUGCAGGUAUUUUUUUUUGAAAAUUGAAAUGACUGACUCAAUUUAAAACCAAAAUGUUCAGGUGUUCAUCAUCAUAAAGAAGCUGAUGAUAUGCCACGAUUCACCGGAAUGCAUCGAUCAAAUAAAGCAAAAGCGAAUAGAAAUACACAUGUCAACGAAAAAAUGUUCAGAAGGGUAUUUAAUUUUAUCAAAAUAGAAGUUUUUCUAACAAGAAACAAAAAUGAAUUUUCAGAUGCGUGGAAGGAAAACAAUUUUGAUCGAUUUGCCAGAUGAUUCAGCGAAAGAUCGAGAAGAUCAAAUGACAACAGCAGAAUUGCGAACAGAAUUAUUGAAAAGAGGUGUGAAUCCAUAUAAAGAUGCGCAGCCAAGAGUAUGGAACGAGGGGCAAAUCACAUUUCAAAGUAUUUGUAAGUAGUGUCUUUGAGUUCCCAUAAAACUUCCAUGAAAAAUUGUUUCAGACGGAAUUGCUGAUCCCUAUGUUCCUCCAGAAAAUCCAGCAUCUCUCACUGAUUUCAACAACAAAUUCGAUGAAGUAAAACAACGGGUUCAACAUAAAUUUUAUAAUUGGCGAAUGGGAACGAACCGGAUCAAGAAAAAGCAGGGAUUCGAGAAAUUCGACAUCAAAACGUUCACGGAAAAAGCUGAAGAUAUCUAUGUUCAAGCACAUAAAGCGCUGGAGCAACGGAAUAAACAACAAAUGCACAAAUAUAUUACAGAAUAUGCGUUUGCUGUAAGAUUUUCACUUUUUUAAUGAGUAAUAUUACACUAAUUAUUUUUCUUCAGAAAAUGUGGCCUGACGUGGAAAAUGGUUCAGUUCGCUUUGAAUUGAUUGAAAUGGUUGAACCUAGUAAAGUUGUAGCUGUUAGAUGUUUCGAUAAUCCUCCAAAAUCUGGAAAUGAUAUUGCUCAAAUUACUGUUAGAAUGCAUUCAAAACAGAAAUUAUCAAUUUAUGAUCGAUUUGGGAGUUUAAUUCUAGGAUCAGAAGAAGAAGCUAAAGAUGUGAGUUGGAACGAAUUAAACAAAAAGCUAACUAUGUUUUUUCAGGUUGUUGAAUAUGUUGUUUUCGAAAAUCAUAUCGCAGUUGUUGAUGGAGAAUGGCGAUUACACGGAAAAAUCUAUCCAAAAUGGAUUGAACCAAAACAAGGAUCACAUUUGACAAAAGUUCUGAGCUCUGAUCAAAUCAAAACUUUGGAAUCGAAAGCGCAAGCGUUGCCUUUGAGAACAACGGAAAAAUUGGAGGAAGAAGCAGCAAAUAAGAAGAAAGAACAAAAAGAAGAGAAUAAAUCGUAG